This is a messenger RNA of Scomber japonicus (chub mackerel), 2826 nucleotides long. It is a transcript of the gene med15, whose product is annotated as mediator complex subunit 15. The coding region runs from base 76 to 2481 and encodes 801 amino acids. Gene Ontology annotation, molecular function: transcription coregulator activity. The transcript is spliced from 17 exons. The record is from RefSeq and is a predicted model, not a curated record. Gene Ontology annotation, biological process: regulation of DNA-templated transcription. NCBI's taxonomy places the organism in Eukaryota, Metazoa, Chordata, Actinopteri, Scombriformes, Scombridae.
AAGCAGGAAGCGCAGUGAGGAGCAAACAUUAAACGUUUCUGUUGGAAAAAUCCUCCAAAACCCGGUUUGAGAGCCAUGGAUCCAGGCCCGGACAGCGACUGGAGGAGCCCGCAGUUCCGACAGAAAGUCGUCGCUCAGAUCGAGGAGGCGAUGAGGAAGGCGGGAACCGCUCACACCAAGUCCAGCAACGACAUGGAGAACCACGUUUACGUCAAAGCCAAAUCCAGAGAGGAGUAUUUAUCUCUGGUGGCGAGGCUCAUCAUCCACUUCAGAGACAUCCAUAAGAAGGCUCUGGGAGGUCCGGAUCCCAUGAAUGCCCUGACUAACCUGACAGGGGUUGGAGGGGGCCCGGGCGCCAUCGGCAUGGGGCCUCGCCCCACCGGUGCUCCUGUGGGUGGCAUGGGGGCCAUGGGGCCGAUGCAUGCCAUGGGUGGAAACCCACAAGGCAUAGGGGGUCCGGGCCAGAUGCCGAUGCAGCAGAUGGUGCAGGCGCAGCAGCCGCAGUCCAUCCAGUUCCAGCAUUUCCAGCACCCCCAGCAGCAGCAGAACGCUAUGCAGCAGCACCACCAGAACCAGCAGCUGCAGCAGCUGAGGGUGCAGCAGCAGCUGCAGCAGCAGCAACAGCAGCAGCAGCAGCAGCACCACCAGAACCAGCAGCAGCAGCUGCAGCAGCAGCACCAGAACCAGCAGCAGCAGCAGCAACAGGCCCAGAACCAGCAGCAGCAGAACCAGAUGCACCAAUCAAGGAUUCAGCAGCAGCAGCAGCAGAUGGUGCAGCUGCAGCUCCAGCAGCAGCAUGCUCAGGCUCAGGCGCAGGCUCAAGCUCAAGCUCAGGCUCAGGCGCAGGCUCAGGCUCAGGCUCAAGCUCAAGCUCAGGCUCAAGCUCAAGCCCAGGCUCAAGCCCAGGCUCAGGCCCAGGCUCAGGCCCAGUCCAUGCAGCACAUUGUUCAGCAGCAGGCUCAGGCUCAGCCAGGCCAGAUGCCUCAACACGCUCAGCAGCAGCAGCAGCAGCAGCAGCAGCAGCCCGGCAUGGUGCCUCAGUCUCUAGCUGGACAGAUGGCGUCUGCUCAACACGUUCCCAUCAACUCGCUGAGUCAGCAGCAGCAGCAGCAGCACCAGCUGAAGAUCCAGGCCUUCCAGCAGGCGCGGGCAGCCUUGCAGCAGCAGCAGGUCCAGCAGGCGCAGCAGGCAGCGCAGCAAGCCCAGCAGGCUGCAGCACAGGCGCAGCUCAACGCUGCAGCCGCUGCUGCCGCCGGCGGUGGCGUGCCGGGACAGUUGGUGCGUCCAGGGAUUCAGAUUCAGCCUCGGAUGCCUCGAGCGGCUCUGAAUCAGUCCAUCCCUCCUCAGAACGCUGCAGCAGCCACAGCAGCUGCAGCGGCUGCAGCAGGAGCACAGAGCAUGAACCAGCAGCAGCAGCAUACGAUGAUGUCAUCGCCCUCCCCGGUGCAGGUGCAGACCCCCCAGUCGAUGCCCCCCCCUCCCCAGCCGUCCCCACAGCCCCCCUCCUCCCAGCCCAACUCAGCCAGCUCCGGUCCCACUCCGUCUCCGGGGGGGUUCCAGCCCAGUCCGUCCCCUCAGCCCUCACAGAGCCCCGCCAACGCCAGGACGCCACAGAACUACGGCGUCCCCUCCCCCGGACCGCUCAACACCCCAGGUAACCCCAGCUCGGUGAUGAGUCCAGCAGGGGCCACGUCUCUAGAGGACCAGCAGUACAUGGAGAAACUAAAACAGCUGUCCAAAUACAUCGAGCCUCUCCGCAGGAUGAUCAAUAAGAUCGACAAGAACGAAGACAGAAAGAAAGACCUGAGCAAGAUGAAGAGUUUACUGAACAUCCUGACGGACCCAAACACCAGGUGUCCUCUGAAGACGCUGCAGAAGUGUGAAAUCGCUCUGGAGAAACUGAAGAAUGACAUGGCUGUGCCGACCCCCCCUCCCCCCCCGGUGGCCACUAAGCAGCAGUACCUGUGUCAGCCGCUGCUCGACGCUGUGAUGGCAAACAUCCGCUCGCCCGUGUUCAACCACAGUCUGUACAGAACCUUCGCCCCCGCCAUGACCGCCAUCCACGGACCCCCCAUCACGGGUCCGAAUGUGUCCGGCAGGAAGAGGAAGCACGAGGAGGACGAGCGUCAGAGCAUCCCGAACAUCCUGCAGGGAGAAGUCUCCAGACUGGACGUCAAGUUCCUCGUUAACCUCGACCCGUCUUACUGCAGCAACAACGGCACCGUGCACCUGCUCUGCAAGCUGGAUGAUAAGAACCUCCCCAGCGUUCCUCCUCUGCAGCUCAGUGUUCCUGCUGACUAUCCUGAUCAGAGUCCGUACUGGGCCGACGAUGGAGACCAGUACGGUGCGAACAGCUUCCUGCAGUCGGUCCACAGGAACAUGACGUCCAAGCUGCUGCAGCUACCCGACAAACACUCGGUGACGGAGCUGCUCAACACCUGGGCUCAGAGCGUCCGCCAGGCCUGUCUGUCAGCAGCCUGAGCCCCCCCCCACACACACACACACACACACACACACACACACACACACACACACACACACACACACACACUCUGGGGGUUUACAUGGACACACAUCCUCCCUGUUUCCAGUCGUUACAGGAAGAAGAAGCGAAACAUCAUUUCUCCUGAUUUCCGUAGUGUCCCUGAACGCAUCACGCUUCUGUUCAUUUCACCGGGUGACGUCGCCGCUCUGUCUGAGAUGUAAAGUCAGUUUUUUUUGUACCGCAGAGGAGCGACGAUGACGAUAUUCUGUAAAACACUGAGGGAAGAAAAAAAAGAAACUCUAAAGGUUUGAAUAUGUAAAUGUAUUUUUUUGCUAUUAUAA